AAAAGAAGCCAAUUGUCAAUUUUUGCCUACCUCCAGAAAUUCUCGUGAUGACUUAUAACUUUUUGUCGUCAUUAUUGAAUACUACUAUAUAAACUAGAGGACAGUAAAUUGAAGUCUAAAUAUUUUCAGAAAAUAAUUGAAUUUGGUUCGGAAAUUAAAGCUGCCGAGAUGCCUUUUCUUUACAUAGGGGUACACUUGCCGUUCAAUUCAUACAGGAAAAUUAAAGUUGUUGAUUUCGAUUUAGGUUGUAAAACAGAGAAAUUACGCGAAGAAGCCAGUAAAGCAAUAAGUGAUAUUCCUCCAGACCAGUUCGAUUUUGUUUAUUGUGGUGACCUACUUAAAAACGACGACAUUCUUCAAGACAAGGGGAUUGAGAAUGGUUCCGUGAUUCAUCUCAUACAAAGGAAACUAGAAGUGUUACCUACGCCGGAAGUAAAAAGCUUCACUGAGGCGGAUGUGCAAGAGAUUUUGGGCAUAUGGCGGACUGUAGAUUCGUCUAAUUUUCAGAAAGUUCGUCAUCCGGAAUUCAUGAAAAAUGUGUUAGAUGCGAAUCCCGCAAUUCGCAAAGAUUUGUGGGCAUUAUCCGUUCUGAAGGAUCCUAUAUUGUUGUCAUCAAUGCAACAGCCAGAAACCAUACGACGCAUAGCGGAGAAACACUACAUUCUAAUCGAGGCAUCUCGUUCAAUAGUUCAACUUUUGAACUCCAAAAUGAUCUCUAAAUCCACGACGUUUUCCCCAACUAUUGAGAGCGCUUUAGAUGAUGCACUAUCAGAUUCCUCGUCAAGCGAUGAUAACACAUCACCAACAACUUCUACCGGUACGCGUUCUGCACGGCGCAUCACAGCAGAUCAACUUGCAUCGGCUCUAGCAUUCGCCGGAUCUUAUAAUUCACUCUCUAACAUAUCUCAGCGAGAUGCAGAUACUCGAGAACGCACAGAACAAACUAAUCAACCAUCCACAUCAACAAGCACCCCACCAUCCAAUCGCAUCACAUCUUCAAUGUUCAUGAACGCAUUAUCUGAAGUAAUUCAAUCACACCGGCGAUCUGGAGCAAAUUCCGGUGAGGUAGAGCCCAUGGAUACAUCCCCAUCAUCCAACCCUUCUGUAGCCACUGGAAACCCCGACAACGAUGUGGGCGCGCAAACACAAUCACAGCAUUCAACGCUUGAAGCUAGCCUUAGCACGUAUCGUUCGGAGCUGGAUCAAAUGAGAGAGAUGGGGCUUGCUGAUACCGAAACGAAUCUGCAGGCAUUGAUUGUUUGCAAUGGGAACGUUGAAGCUGCGAUAAAUCUUGUGUUCAGUGGAAUGGCAAAUUAAAGGUAACUUUUUUUCUCGUAUAGAUUAUUAAAUGCGAGUAGAACACACUUGUUAUAUUCAAUAAACAAUAUAAUCGACUAUAUAUCAAUGGUCGUUUCAAACUUAA
Molecule: messenger RNA, 1423 nt
Organism: Toxorhynchites rutilus septentrionalis
Lineage: Eukaryota; Metazoa; Arthropoda; Insecta; Diptera; Culicidae
Product: ubiquitin-like protein 7
Exons: 2
Coding region: 169-1317 (382 amino acids)
Biological process (GO): ubiquitin-dependent protein catabolic process
Cellular component (GO): cytosol
Molecular function (GO): polyubiquitin modification-dependent protein binding
Source: RefSeq, a predicted model, not a curated record